AUGUCCGAUAGACCUUUCCACAGAGGCGGCCGCGGUGGCGGUGACCGAGGAGGAGGCAGCGGCGGCUACCGAGGCGGACGUGGAGGCGGUCGAGGCGGAGGAGCUGGCGGUGGUGCAUCUGGAGCCGGCGGUGCUCAGACGGAGAGGCCCAAGAAGGAGAACAUCCUGGACCUGGCCAAGUACAUGGACAAGGCCAUCAUCGUCAAGUUCAACGGCGGCCGAGAAGUCCGCGGCACGCUCAAGGGCUAUGAUGCGCUCAUGAACCUCGUCCUCGACGAAGUCCAAGAAACCCUCCGAGAUGACCAAGGCAACGAGACAACGCGAUCACUGGGCCUUGUCGUCGUCCGCGGGACGCUUCUAGUCCUCAUCAGCCCGGCGGAUGGCAGCGAAGAAAUCCCAAACCCUUUUGGUGCCCCAGCAGACGAGUAA
Messenger RNA from Trichoderma asperellum CBS 433.97, 429 nucleotides. RefSeq names its product Sm-like protein lsm7 (gene LSM7). Gene Ontology annotation, biological process: nuclear-transcribed mRNA catabolic process; mRNA splicing, via spliceosome. Lineage: Eukaryota; Fungi; Ascomycota; Sordariomycetes; Hypocreales; Hypocreaceae. Gene Ontology annotation, molecular function: RNA binding. The record is from RefSeq and is a predicted model, not a curated record. Gene Ontology annotation, cellular component: catalytic step 2 spliceosome; spliceosomal tri-snRNP complex; U6 snRNP.